AAUGCAUGACGCAUCCUUUAAUCAGGUUUGGAGACCCCGUAGUAUUCUUCUUACGAACAAAGAUUAUAUGCUGAACGAUAGUUCGUUAGUUGCGUGGGAAACAUCUUUAUAAAUCGUUCUUUAAUAAGGCUUAAAAUGGGGACAAGAGUUUAUAUUGGUCGACUAAGUCAUGAUUGUCGUGAAAGGGACUUGGAAAGAUUCUUUAAAGGUUAUGGAAGAAUAAGAGAAAUUCUAAUAAAAAAUGGUUUUGGUUUUGUGGAAUUUGAAGACUAUCGUGAUGCUGAUGAUGCUGUGUAUGAACUUAAUGGAAAAGACCUUUUAGGAGAACGGGUGUCAGUUGAAAAAGCCCGAGGUCAGCCUCGCGGAAGUGACCUCUGGACCUCCAGAAGUCGGAGCAGGAGGGCACCUCCGCGCUGGCAGACGGGACGGAACAAUCAUGGUUUCACUCCCAGGUAUGGCCCACCUACUAGAACAGAGUAUCGUGUUAUUGUUGAAAACCUCAGUAGCCGUGUUAGUUGGCAGGAUCUCAAGGAUUACAUGAGACAAGCAGGAGAGGUUACUUAUGCUGAUGCUCACAAACAAAGAAGGAAUGAAGGUGUUGUGGAGUUUGCAACAUAUUCUGACAUGAAAAAUGCAUUGGACAAGCUGGAUAACACUGAAUUAAAUGGCAGGAAGGUCAGAUUGUCUGAAGACAGAUCGAGGAAACGAAGGUCUAGGUCAAAGUCUCGCUCAAGAAGUCCUAGUAGAACUCCAACGAAAAGCCGUAGCAGAUCUCGCUCCAGGUCUCGUUCUCGAUCAAAGUCUGCAUCAAGAAGUUCUAGAAACUCCCACAGUAGAUCCCAGAGUAAGUCUGUCAGUCCAGAGAGAAAAGAGAAAGCCUCAAAGAGUAAGUCCAGGUCAAAAUCUCCCACACAGUCACCUAAAGGUGGCUCACCUCCACCAGAAGAAAAUGAUAGAGAUGAUAGAGACUGAAAGCAACAUUGUACAUGUCGUAUAUGUGUGUAUUAAAUUGAACUACAUGUACAGCCUUUUUGUUUUUUGCACAUGUUCAUAUUCAUAGACCUAAGACAAUUUUAAAAUAACCUGUUAUUUUGAGAUCUUUAUGGCACUAUUAUCAGCAGGAAAUGUAUUUUGUAUCUUGUGCCUUUUUAAUUUUGAUUUAGUUACAAGAGUUUCCAUUUUAUUAAUGUGAAGAAUUUACUGUAAAAAAAAAAGUUUGUUUUUUGUACAUCUGAAAGUAAAUAUCACUAACUCUGUGAAGAGUGCUUUCCUCUGAACCUGACAUGUUGGAGCAUAGAAAUUGAAUAUUAUGUAAGUAUUAUGUAUUAGUAAGUUUUUAUUAUUUGGUACACUGUAGUUUUUAUUAAAAUCGGUGUUCUGAAAGUUUGAAUGAUACAAAGUGUAGUAUUUUUUUCCGAUUUAACUUUAGUAGUACAAAUUUUUUUUAGAGAUAUUAAAUAGUAUUGUAAAAAUUUGUUAAUGUUAGAUAAGAUGUACUGAAUCUUUUAAAAAUCUAAUAAGACUUAAGCUACACAACACCUUGAUUAAGGUUUAGCAAGGUAACAGUGGAUAUUUCUAUGGAUAUACACAAUCAAACUGUCAUUUCUACUUUUCUUGAAAUCAUAUCCUUUUUUAA
Limulus polyphemus (Atlantic horseshoe crab) is the source of this 1636-nucleotide messenger RNA. Its product is annotated as serine/arginine-rich splicing factor 4-like. The transcript has 8 exons. The coding region runs from base 136 to 972 and encodes 278 amino acids. Gene Ontology annotation, biological process: mRNA splice site recognition; alternative mRNA splicing, via spliceosome. Lineage: Eukaryota; Metazoa; Arthropoda; Merostomata; Xiphosura; Limulidae. The record is from RefSeq and is a predicted model, not a curated record. Gene Ontology annotation, molecular function: mRNA binding. Gene Ontology annotation, cellular component: ribonucleoprotein complex; nucleus; cytoplasm.